AUGAUCGUUCUUAGUUGGAACUGUCGAGGGCUUAGGAACCCUCAUACAGUUCAUGACGUUCGAUGGAUGGUGAAGGUUAAGCGGCCCAAUUUGGUCUUCCUCAUGGAGACCAAGCUACGACAAAAUAAGAUGGAAGGUAUACGAAUGAAACUGGGUUUUGGAAAUAUGUUUGUGGUGGAUUGUGUUGGAUGGAGUGGAGGAUUGGUACUUUUUUGGGAGGAUGGAAGUGGGGUUGAAAUUCAAAAUUUUAGCCACCAACAUAUCAAUGCAAUUGUAAGUAACCAAAACCAUAGUAUGGAAUGGAAGUUCACUGGCUUCUAUGGCCACCCGGAGGCGUCGAAGCGUAAUGAGGUGUGGGAUUUACUGAAAUACUUGGCUCAAAUUUGCCCGAAACCUUGGAUGUGCAUUGGAGAUUUUAAUGAGGUGAUGACAAUGUCGGAAAAACGGGGUGCAAAUGUGCGUCCAAGGGGCUUAAUGCAAGCUUUCCAACAUACCUUAGAGGAGUGUGAGAUGGCAGAUUUGGGCUACUGUGGCCCAAAAUUCACUUGGAGCAAUUGCCAAGAAGGAGUGGGGUUGAUAAAGGAGAGGCUUGACAGGGUUCUGGCCAACCAUGAAUGGAGGAGUUUAUUUCCGGAUGCAGUGAAUCAUGUAAGUGUAACUACCAACUCUGACCAUGCUCCACUUUUUCUCCAUCUACUACAUUCACAAUCCACAGGGAGGAAAAAGGCCAAAUUUCGCUAUGAAUCUUGUUGGGCAGCAUUGGCGGGCUGUAAGGAUGCUAUUGAUAGUGCAUGGUCGAAGCAAUAUACACAGGGAGGAUAG
Corylus avellana is the source of this 822-nucleotide messenger RNA. The record is from RefSeq and is a predicted model, not a curated record. NCBI's taxonomy places the organism in Eukaryota, Viridiplantae, Streptophyta, Magnoliopsida, Fagales, Betulaceae.